AUGAGUAAACAUAUAGAGUGGCUGGACAAGAGUGUAAUCAACGACUUCCUCUCCUCGACGUCACUCCAUGGACUCAAGUAUCUAGGCUCCAAACAGCGCAGCCGGUUCGAAAAAGUGUUCUGGGCGAUUAUUUUGGCAAUUUUCAGCACAUUUGCACUGAGGAUGCUCAAAAACUCGUGGGUUUCCUGGCGGGAAUCACCCAUUGUCAUCAACACCGACAACAAACCUCAUUCCAUUGCUGCAUUGCCGAACCCGGCUUUCACGUAUUGUGGCGAUUUUCUGGUCAACAGAACUGCGUUGCAAGUGAUGAUACAGAGAAGCAACGGAAGGGAAGAUACGCUCCAAGAAGUGUAUCAAAAAUUAAUAGUAUCAUCCCCAACGUUGAUACAAACUGUGACCACCCCUUACAGCACACACCACCUAAAAAUCCCGCAGAUAAAUUUCUUCAAUGGUGUUUGCUACACUUACAACAUGGUUCCUUCUUCGAUGUUUUAUUCCCCGACUACGUUCCACUACCAUCUAGAUGACACACUUCUGAGGAAAGGGUUCAAGCUGAAACCUCAGGGACAAUUCAAUGGGUUGCCAUUGGUUUUAGUUGAGAACAAAUCGAAAAACAUCGUGUUCAAGCUACCAGCGUUUGUGUCGCAUUUGAAUGAUAUCUAUCGACAGGUCAGUGAAGAUGAGUUGGGGAACAUCUUGGGAGAAAACAGUGAUGUGGUAAGGGUGCGUUCACAUCUGGCCUAUCCUGUAUACUCUCUCCACAGUCCCUGGGCAAUACCCUUUGCAAGGGGUGAAUGGUGCAGACUUCCUGAGGUAAGAUUUAGUGGGGAUGUAAAUUCUAUGCCACACCCCAACCAUCUAUACCUCGACCAAGACCUGUUAGACAAACCCUACACUGAACGGGACUGUCUACUACCCACAGAGAAAAAACUAAAAUUCUUCGCACACUACACCUUCAAAAACUGUCUCCAGGACUGCGUAUCAGAUGCCAUGCAACGCAAGUGUGGUUGUGUAUCUUUUGAGCUUCCUCGCAGUGAGGAUACUCCGAUCUGCUUGCAACACAGUGAGGAGUGUAUCAAAAAUGUGCUGGAAGUGUAUCAAGGUGACGCCGUAUCACUGGACCAAUGCAGUUGUUUAUCAAGUUGUGAGGAAAUUGAAUACAAUAUUGGACACAGAGAGUUCCUACCUGUAAACAAUUCCGGGACCUACUUUUACACAGUUUUCCGAGACAUUUAUUUCUACCCUCAAGUACGCUCUUUAUCAAAAACAUUUGAAGACUUCAUACUAUCCUCAGUAACAUAUCUGGACACGUUUCUGGGACUUAGUCUGAUCAGUGUGGUGGAAAUCCUGUAUUUUUUGAUCCUCUGCCUGGUGCGGAGUUUUGAUAGGAGGAAAAUUGUCAAACAUUCGAAGAAUUUAAAGAAAUUUGGUAGCAGGAAAAUGUUUCCGAAGCGUGGUGUGUUUGUGGUGAACUGUUGUGAGGUGCAUGCCAGGAGAGGUCAGCAUCAACAGUGUCGCAAGAAAUUGCGGUCUUUGUCGGUCUACUGA
Messenger RNA from Nilaparvata lugens (brown planthopper), 1548 nucleotides. RefSeq names its product sodium channel protein Nach-like. The record is from RefSeq and is a predicted model, not a curated record. Bases 1 to 1548 code for a protein of 515 amino acids. Gene Ontology annotation, cellular component: membrane. Lineage: Eukaryota; Metazoa; Arthropoda; Insecta; Hemiptera; Delphacidae. The transcript has 2 exons. Gene Ontology annotation, molecular function: ligand-gated sodium channel activity. Gene Ontology annotation, biological process: sodium ion transmembrane transport.